AUGAAGUCGUGGCUCUGGGGCGCUUCACUGGUUUCGACAUGGGGCCUUGUGUACGCUCAAACUGUCCAGUGGAGCAUUGAAGGUCGCCAUCCUCAACCACAUCUGGCCCGCCGUACCAAAACAACAUACGAGGAAGUUAUCAGCAAUGACAGAUCCGAAGGAGGCUACUUUACGGAAGUUACAGUCGGAAGUCCGCCCCAAAAAAUCACCCUCCAGCUCGAUACUGGGAGUAGCGAUGUCUGGGUCCCUUGGAAUUGCGCAGACGUAUGUACAGACAAGGACGAUAGGAAAGGCGGAUGUCCUCUUGGAAGCUUUGACCCUGACAAAUCCAAGUCCUUCAAGCAUGUUGCACCCGGCAUGUUCGGCAUCACCUUUGUGGAUGACAGCUACGUCAAGGGCGAUUAUUUCGAAGAUCACUUUGAACUGGACGGUGCAGUUAUCAAUAACUUGACUAUGGGCUUGGCUGUAAAGACAAACAUCUCUUACGGACUCAUCGGUGUUGGAUACGCCAAGAAUGAGGCUUCAGGUAGCACCACGGAUGUCAUCUAUCCCAACCUUCCUGUCGCAAUGUACGAAGCAGGCUAUGUCAACACAAUCGCCUACAGCGUUUGGCUCAACGAUUUGGAUGCCAAAGCCGGGACGGUUCUCUUUGGAGGCGUAGACACAGCAAAGUAUGUCGGCGACAUGCAUCGAAUCGACAUUCAACCGCUGGAUGGCCAUUACUAUCACUUCGUAGUGGCACUGACUUCGCUAGUCGCCACCAGCUCCAGCGGGAGUGAUAUCCUCACCUCAGAAUGUUUCCCAAUCAAAGCAGUCCUCGACUCUGGAACCACACUGAGCUAUCUACCCCACGACUUGGCGACCGAGAUUUGGAAAGAGGUCGGUGCUGUUUGGUCACCAUACUAUGGGAUUGCUGUUCUUCCCUGCGCUUACGGUAAGAACGACGGGAAUUUCACCUUUGGCUUUGCUGGCCCUGAUGGCCCUGUUAUCAGUGUAGGAAUGGAUGAGCUUGUUCUCACCAUGACCAGCGAUAGGGCCAACAUGCCUGUUUUUGAGUCGGGCCCCUACAAGGGCCAUACAAUGUGCUCUUUUGGCAUACAGAACGAUACCAGCGACCUUUACCUACUUGGAAACACUUUUCUUCGAUCUGCCUACGUUGUCUAUGAUCUUGUCAACAAUGAGGUUGGAAUUGCUGCCACCGACUUCAACUCUACGGCAACAAAACGAGUUGCGUUCAAAAGCUAUGGAGCAAGCAUCCCAUCCGCAACGACAGUGCCAAAUCAGCACAAAGCGACCGAGAACCCUUCUGUUUCAGGCCAUAACUUCACUGCUGCGGAUGGGUUCCAGGAGUCAGACUGGGAUUCGGAUGACGAAGAUAACGCAGCAUCAUAUCUGACACCCUCUGGAACGCCCUUGGUGAUGGUUGUCGCCACAAUGGGCUUUGUACUUUUAGGUGGAGGGAUCUUCCAUACUUUUUGA
Messenger RNA from Fusarium venenatum, 1479 nucleotides. The record is from RefSeq and is a predicted model, not a curated record. NCBI's taxonomy places the organism in Eukaryota, Fungi, Ascomycota, Sordariomycetes, Hypocreales, Nectriaceae.